AUGGUCGACCGGCCCAACAAGCCCACCGCCCUGGCCACCACGCCCGGCCUCCCGCCCCAGGCCACCGUCGACAUCACCCACAACAACACCCGCGUCUCCGCCACCCUCCCCACCGGCGAGUCCGUCGAGGUCCUCCUCCACGGCGCCACCGUCCUCUCGUGGAAAUCCGCCGCCGGCGCAGACCGCCUCUGGCUCUCCGAGUCCACCGUCCUCGACGGCUCCAAGCCCGUCCGCGGCGGCAUCCCCCUCGUCUUCCCCGUCUUCGGCCCCCCCUCCGACGCCCACCCGCCCACCGCCAAGCUGAGCCAGCACGGCUUCGCGCGCAGCUCGCGCUGGGAGUUCCUCGGGAAAUCCACCAGCGAGGGGUCCGCCGGCUCAGAGUCCUCCGUCAAGCUCGACUUUGGCCUGUCCUCGGCCAACCUCGACGCCGAGACCCAGGCCAAGUGGGGGUACAAGUUCGGCGCCAUCUACAGCGUGUCGCUCGACCGCGAGACGCUGUCGACGUCGUUGGUCAUCACGAACGAGGGCGACGAGGCCUUUGACUGCCAGGUCCUGAUGCACACCUACCUGCGCGUCAACGACAUCACAAAGAUCUCAGUGCAAGGCCUCGACGGCGCCGCCUACACCGACAAAGUCGACAACGGCGCCUCAAAGUCCCAAUCCGGCGACGUCACCAUCACCCAAGAGACGGACCGCAUCUACACCCCCACCGGCGGCCCCCGGACCCCCGUCACCGUCCUCGAGAGCGGCAAGCCCGUGUUCUCCGUCGUCCGCGACAACCUCGACAACGUCGUCGUCUGGAACCCCUGGGUCGACAAGGCGCAAGGCAUCGCCGACUUCGCCCCCAAGGACGGCUACAAGAACAUGCUGUGCGUGGAGCCCGGCGCCGUCAAGGAGUGGCAGAAGCUCGAGCCCGGCGACGCCUUCGAGGGCGCCCAGGUCAUUACGGCGAGCUCGAACUGA
Molecule: messenger RNA, 963 nt
Organism: Colletotrichum abscissum
Lineage: Eukaryota; Fungi; Ascomycota; Sordariomycetes; Glomerellales; Glomerellaceae
Product: aldose 1-epimerase
Exons: 2
Coding region: 1-963 (320 amino acids)
Biological process (GO): carbohydrate metabolic process
Cellular component (GO): cytoplasm
Molecular function (GO): glucose-6-phosphate 1-epimerase activity; carbohydrate binding
Source: RefSeq, a predicted model, not a curated record